AUGGACCCUGGCACCAGUACCCAGUAUUUCUGGACCACUGAGGCCCAAGGGGAACCCACAGAUGCAGCUGCUGGACAUGAAUUCUCUGACAACUGCACCAACGAACCUGCAACCUUGACCAAGGAAAAACCUAAGCAGAAGAGGCAGAGGAGCAGAUCUUCAUCCCUGGCCCAAAGGAACAUCGUGGGCUGCAGAAUUUCUCACGAGUGGAAGGAAGGGGAUGGGCCCAUCACCCAUUGGAGAGGAACCGUUCUUGAUCAUGUUCCUAUAAAUCCCUCUCUCUAUCUGGUGAAAUACGAUGGGAUAGACUGUGUCUAUGGGUUGGAACUUCACCACGAUGAAAGAGUGUUGUCCCUUAAAGUGCUCUCUGAUACAGUAAAACCAUCCCCAGUCCCUGACCCUAACCUUGCUGAUACCAUAAUUGGCAAAGUGGUGGAGCACAUAUUUGAGGGAGAACAUGGCUCCAAAGAUAAAUGGAGGGGGAUGGUUCUGGCCCAAGCCCCUAUCCUUAAUGCCUGGUUUUAUAUUACCUAUGUGAAUGAUCCCAUCUUAUACAUGUACCAGCUUCUGGAUGAUUAUAAAGAGGGCAACCUUCGUAUCCUGCCAGAGUACAAUGAGAUUCCUCGACCAGAUUUAAACCUGAAAUUUAAGGAUGGUCUGAUAGGCAAGAUUGUGGAAUAUACCCAAGACGAUGGUUCCAAAAGGACCGGCAAGGUGAUUGGCAAAGUAGAAGCCAAACAGUCAGUGUACUUCAUCAAAUUUGACGAUGAUUUUCAUAUCCAUGUCUAUGACUUAGUGAAAAAUGUCUAA
Molecule: messenger RNA, 810 nt
Organism: Chionomys nivalis (European snow vole)
Lineage: Eukaryota; Metazoa; Chordata; Mammalia; Rodentia; Cricetidae
Product: spindlin-2-like
Exons: 1
Coding region: 1-810 (269 amino acids)
Biological process (GO): gamete generation; regulation of DNA-templated transcription
Cellular component (GO): nucleoplasm; cytosol
Source: RefSeq, a predicted model, not a curated record